This is a messenger RNA of Asterias rubens (European starfish), 3448 nucleotides long. Its product is annotated as cilia- and flagella-associated protein 53-like. Lineage: Eukaryota; Metazoa; Echinodermata; Asteroidea; Forcipulatida; Asteriidae. The transcript is spliced from 7 exons. Bases 388 to 1950 code for a protein of 520 amino acids. The record is from RefSeq and is a predicted model, not a curated record.
UCUGUGUUUACGCAUGUAUAGUGUAUUUGUGUGCAGAGUGGAUAGUCGACAAGAAAAAAUUCUGCCCAGAAUUUUAAGUGGUGUCCAACAUCUUCAUGUCAUUAUUUCUACUUCAGUUAUAGUUACAAUGACGAUAUCAUAGCGAUUUUGUCCAGUUCGUAGGGUGGGAAAACCGUGUCUGUUGUGCAGUUUUUAAUCUGUCCUUGAUCUCGUCUUCCACGUUGUUCUUAACGAAACACCAACACCAACCACAGUUCCUCAAGUUUGUUCGAGCCGGAGUUUGUCACAAACACCAACUGCAUCAUCCCCACGGGCCAUCUUUCCGCUCCAGACAGUAGAGUACACAAAACAUCUUGAAGUUCACAGACGAAAUAGCACAAUUUCAACAUGUUGGCAACACAGAAACCACGCAGGACAAGGGAGUACACAGGCCCAACUCCAAGCUCAGUUGCAAUCAGGGCAAAAAUGCCAAGCAAGCUUCCCCCAGAUCACCUGAUCCUUGAAAGACGGCGUCAUGAUGAUGCUCGAGAGGAAGCCGUUGCAGCAACAAAAUAUAAUGCUCUCUGCGACUUGAAAAACGAUUGGGAGCGCAGCACAGAUCGACGAAUCCAGUUGAACACUGUAAAGAGGAAGGUGAAAGGCUUGAUGCUUGAGCAAGAGUUUACAUUAGAAGAUCGCAGAGAAAGACUACGUGACAUGUUGGCUGCUGAAGAGGCCAAAUACCUUGAAGAGAUGGAAGCUAGCCAAGAAACAAUGCUGGAGCGUCAAGCAAAGAUGCGGGAGCGGGCCAAGUUUCUUAAAGAAAAAAGAGAAAAAGAACGGCUUGAGGUUGUGGCUGAGAAACUGGACCAAAGAUGGAGAGAGGAAUGCGAGGAGCUUCGAUCUACUCUGUCACGUCGCCACAUGGAUGAGGUGUGCCUGGAGAGAAGUGACCAGCUACGUAUCAAGGCUGAGAUUGAUGAGCAAAACAAAGUACAUGAGCAAAUGUAUGCAGACCUGUGGCACCAAGACAUGUUGGCCAAGGCAGCCAGGGAAGAGAAAGAGGCACAGGAGAGACAUGCAAGGAAUCGAGAGACACUCGACACACUUCAGAAACAGAAAGCUGCCCUUGAGGCUAAGAGGCUGGAGGCUAAAAGACUCAAAGAAGAAGAAGGGAGACUGCUGAAAGAGGAAAGGGAGCUCCGUAAAAUGGAGGAACAGCGUGCGUACCAAGAGAAGCUAGCCAAGCAGGAGCAGGCCAGAGAAGACAUUGCUAUGAACAUCCGCCUCAAGACCAGGAGGAAAGCUAAAGAGAUGCAAGAGGAGUUAGCCCUUGACAUGAACAUCCUUGAGAAGCUUUUGAGUGACUCAAGGAAUGAAGCACAGGAGAUUGCUCAGAGGAAGAAAGAGCUGCGGGAGGAGGACCAACGCUACCGUGCAUACCUCAAGCAGCAAGCAUGUGAUGAUGAGGAACAUGACAGGGAAAUUGAUGAGCUUGUCAAUGCAGAGGUUAAGAGACAGUGGCAGAAGAGACUUGAUGAGUGGGCAAGGCAGAGAGAGGCCAGAAAGAGACUCAUGGACAACGUUCUGGCUGUACGUCGACAACAAGUGGAAGAGAAAUUGGCACGCAAUGCCAAGGCUCAAGUUGAGCUCGAGAAGGAGCGAGAGCUGAUGCAGGCAGCCAUGGACGAGCACAACCGCCUUGAGGAAGAAAAACUUGCCAGCAUUCGCAGGGAGAAUCUAGCAUACCAAGACAACCUCCUUGGCCAGAUAGAUUACACUAGAAGACAGAAGGAGGUCGGGCAAGAUGAAGAGCACAGGGAGUAUCUCAAAGGGAUGGAGGCUGAGGCCGAGUACCAAGCCAAGUUGAAGGAGGCCCUCGCCAGGCCGAUCAUUGACAAGAUGCACCCUAUGAGGAGGGCUCACAUGGCCAAGAGAGCUAGUGGGAUGUCACAGGCUGAUCUUCUAUGAGUGAAUGAUGAAGUAGCGAUUCCAAGAAAAGGAGGUGGGGUGUAACUGCUGGGCAUGGACCUCUUUAAAGACUUUGUUUUCAAAUCAGUUUUUGUUUUUACUUUCUUUAAACUGCUUCCUUUUUUGUAAACUUUAUCAAAUCAAUAAUUGUUAAAACGCAUCAAUAACUUUUUCCAGUUACCCCCUGUACUUCCAUGAUUUUUCAGGUUUAUUGGACAGUUUUUUUCCCUUAUGACAGAGUGACUGAUUGUAAAAAAAAAUUAAACCUAAUAAAACAAGAUUCAUUUUUAUUUCUUUGAUGUGAGGAGCUUCAGAUAUUAAGAAGGACGCUGUCUAUAUUACACGGGAUUGACAAGGAAUAUUGUUUAACUUGAGUCUGCAAGCUUGCUGAUUCAAAACAUGGGUUCCUACCAUAACAAUUCUUUUUGUAUGAAAUAUUUCCCUUAGAUAUGUACCUAAAGAAACCAGUAUCUGAAAACCCCCAAAAGGAAACAAAUGCAAUCAGGUGAUUUAGUUUAUUGUUACAACCAACAUUGAGGACAUGUCAAUGUGUUAUGAUGUGUAUACUAUGAUGAAAAUUGUGUAUGGUUUGUGAACUCUAUUUUAUCUUGGCUCGCACAACAGGUUAUGCCAACAUUCACAGGUUUGUCAUUGCAUGUACAUGUACAUGUAUAUGGUUGAUCACAUUAAACAUUAGCUUUGUCUGCAACCAUUUUAUUAGCUGACCAAUCCUAUAUUACCUUUAAGGAUGAAGACACUAUCAGGACCAGUUAACAAACUCGAGCACUGAUACAGCUGCUUGAAAGCAAAUUACUUCACAACAUUUUUCUGCCAAGCAAAACUAGGCGAGAUACAGUUACAUUUUGCUCUUUUGAAACUGUGUUUUAGCCCGUAAUUGUUCUGGUAAGCAUCAUUUUGUUGUGCUUAGCAACUUGUUAUGCUCAAGCAGCUCUAUGACAUUGGGCUAUGAUUUUUGCAGAAGUUACUUCUUCUAAAUGCAGAUUUGGUAAAAUUUUAAAACAUUUGAUUACCUCAGAGAUAUGGUUUGUAAAUCUUCUGAACCUGUGCCUUACUAGCUGGUUGUUUUUGAAGAAAAAUACAAAUUCAAGGUAGAAAACAAAGGUUUGUUGCUUUUAGUUUAUUUGUUGAAGUUGUAUUUUGUAAAUUUGUAAAUAUUUAUUGGUGCUAAACCAAAACCUGUGUAUCGAUAUUGUACAUAAUUUGAUUGCACAAAAAUUCAGCCAGGGAUUGUCUUCGCGUAGUAAUAAUAUUUGAUAAGAAUGAAACUUUUGUAUUACAACUUUGUUUUGAACGCCGUCCAUAAAAAAUUAAAGAAUUGUACAGUAUGAUUAUUAAUGAAACAUUUGGUUUUAAAAUUCUUCAUAUUUUAUUCCAUCCAGGAUAUCCAAUCCUUUUGUCUCUUUGUAAACAUUGUAAAUACAUUGGUGCAUUCAUUAUUUAGCUUGUUCGGUAUUAAUAAAAAAGACAAUUAUUUGCA